Acytostelium subglobosum LB1 is the source of this 1065-nucleotide messenger RNA. RefSeq lists its product as hypothetical. Gene Ontology annotation, cellular component: membrane; cytoplasm; lipid droplet. Gene Ontology annotation, molecular function: triacylglycerol lipase activity. NCBI's taxonomy places the organism in Eukaryota, Evosea, Eumycetozoa, Acytosteliales, Acytosteliaceae. The record is from RefSeq and is a predicted model, not a curated record. The annotation marks the transcript as partial. Gene Ontology annotation, biological process: lipid homeostasis; triglyceride catabolic process. The transcript is spliced from 2 exons.
AUAACAAAGAUGAAGUUACUAUUCACUCUUUUGAUCGUGGCUGCUGUCACUUUGGCUGCUGCUCACGCAGCUGGCACUACAUGCCGCGCUAUUACAUUCUCUGGAGCCGGUGCCUUUGGUGCCUAUGAGGCUGGUGUCGUCUCAGGACUGUUUGCCAAACGCCCACUUAGCGAGGUGGCCUGGCAGUUUGCCACUGGUAUCAGUGCUGGUGCCAUCAACGCCGCUGGUGCAGCCAUGUUUUCUGUUGGUGACGAGGCCGGUAUGGAGCAGUUCUUGACCAGCCGUUGGUUGGGAAUCACCCCAGAGCAAGUCUUUGUCAACUGGCCCGGUGGUGUCAUGGACGGUCUCCUCCUCCAGAAGGGAAUCUACAACACCGCUCCAUUGCUCAAGUUCCUAACCGACAACCUUAACCAAACAGCACUCAACGAGUCCAACCGUGGUCUCCUCAUCGGUGCCACCAACAUUGAUACUGGCAACUUUGAUCAAUUCGAGAGAAACGAUCCAGAGAUUGUCCUCGGAGUCUUGGCCUCUGCCUCGAUCCCAGGUGUCUUCCCACCAACCUUGAAGAAUGGAUACCUUUACCAAGAUGGUGGUGUAACAUACAUGACACCAAUCACUGACACUGCUCGUCUCUGCUACGCCACUGGUGCCACCGACGUCAUUGUCGAUGUUAUUGUUGUUGGAGACCUAGAGACCACCGUCGACAUGAGCAAGGCCAAGACCAUUGACCUGUUGCUCCGUACUCUUGACAUUAUCAAGACCAACACCGACUACAAGGACAUUGAGACCACCUUCCAGGCCUUCCCCAACGUCGUCCUGAACGUCUACCACCCAAGCCAGCCACUCCCAGGCAACGGACUUUCCUUCACUUACUCAGGCCCACUCAUCAAGAUUGGUUAUGAGGAUGCCAUGAACGAGAACACCACCAUCGGUCUGACCAAGUAUGUAUCAUACACCUCACUCGUGCACUCCUCCAACUCAUUCAUUUCUAACCCAUCGAUCAAUCAAUUACACUAUUUUAGGGACAACUACGAGACUGUGUUGACCAAGGCCUUCGACCUCAAG